Polyodon spathula (Mississippi paddlefish) is the source of this 6037-nucleotide messenger RNA. RefSeq names its product apoptotic protease-activating factor 1-like. Lineage: Eukaryota; Metazoa; Chordata; Actinopteri; Acipenseriformes; Polyodontidae. The record is from RefSeq and is a predicted model, not a curated record. Bases 235 to 4119 code for a protein of 1294 amino acids. The transcript has 29 exons. Gene Ontology annotation, biological process: regulation of apoptotic process; apoptotic signaling pathway. Gene Ontology annotation, cellular component: apoptosome. Gene Ontology annotation, molecular function: ADP binding; protein binding.
GUAAAUGAGAACUGUAGAACUAAGCGAAUUCUAUUAUGAUUUUUAUCAUACAAAACUUGUGAACUGAAAAAAAAAUUACGUUUGGAGGAGCUGACAGCAUUUAUACUCUAAAUUAGAAAUGAACAUUCCAACUACGUAGAGGAAAACGUAAAAACAAAAACAUUUCUUCGUCUUAAAUUUUGAUGAUAAGCUGCUGACGAUGUAUUCUUCAGUGUAGAAUCAGGCGCACUAAAAAUGGACGAGAGGGCCCGCAGUUGUUUGUUGAGUUCAAGAUCCAAACUGGAGCAAGAUAUAAAGGCUUCUUAUAUCAUGGAUCACAUGGUUAGUGAUGGAGUGCUAAACGCAGAUGAGGAAGAGAAGGUUAAAGCCUGUACAACACGAAAGGAAAAAGCAGUUGCAUUACUUAAUUUAAUCUUGAAAAAAGAUAAUUAUGCCUACAUAUCUUUCUAUAAUGCCUUGCUACGUGAAGGUUAUGGAGACCUGGCGUCCAUGUUGCAACAGGACCUUCCACUCAUCUCGCCAGUUGCAGAGAAAAGUUUUUUAGAUGGAGGAACUCCAUUUGUUCAGACAAUCCUGUGUGAAGGUGGUGUUCCACAAAGACCUGUUGUGUUUGUUUGCCGCCCAGAGCUGAUAAAUCGUGUUCGAGAGAAAUUGUAUAAACUGGAAAAUGGCUUUGGCUGGGUGGCUGUCUUUGGAAUGGCAGGCUUUGGGAAGUCUGUGUUGACAGCUGAAGCAGUGCGGGAUGAACACCUUAUAAAAGCUUGCUUUCCUGGAGGAGUUCAUUGGCUGUCUGUUGGGCAGCUGGAUAAGGCAGGUCUGUUGGUUAAAAUGCAGUCUCUGUGCUACCGCUUGGAUCAGGACUGCCAGUCCAGUCAGAGAUCACCAGUCACCAUUGAGGAAGCCCGGGACCGCCUGCGGUUCCUCAUGGUCCGCAAACACCCCAGGUCCCUUUUGAUUCUGGAUGAUAUCUGGGACAGUGGGGUACUGAAGGCUUUUGAUAUUCAAUGUAGAGUUCUCUUUAGCACCCGAGACAGGGGUGUCACUGAUUCAGUUUCAGGUAAAAAGUAUGAGGUUUCUGUGGACCAUGGACUUGAGGAUGAUAAAGCGUUGGAAGUCUUAGCUCUUUUUGUUAACAAGGAAGUAUCUGCAUUGCCAGUCCAGGCACGUAGUAUUGUACAUGAAUGCAAAGGUUCACCUCUUGUGGUCUCGCUAAUUGGAGCUCUGUUACGAGAGUUUCCUGACCGCUGGCGGUAUUAUCUGAAGCAACUGCAGAAUAAGCAGUUUAAAAGAAUCCGCAAGUCUUCAUCGUAUGAUUAUGAGGCUUUAGAUCAAGCCAUGUCAGUCAGCAUAGAUGUGCUACGUGAGGAUCGCAAGGAGUAUUACAAGGAUCUCUCUGUGCUUGAGAAGGAUGUGAAAGUGCCAGCUAAGGUGCUUUCUAUUCUGUGGGAUCUGGAGCCUGAGGAAGCUGAAGACAUACUGCAGGAAUUUGUUAAUAAAUCACUUCUUUUCCGUGAUUGCAAUAAGAGGCCCUAUCAGUAUUAUCUGCACGACCUGCAGCUCGACUUUCUCACAGAGCAGAACCGCUACAGGCUUAAGGACCUGCAUUCCAAGAUGGUUCGUCUGUACCAGAAUCAUUAUAAAAAGGGCCAUCCCACUGUAGCUGAUGAGGAAUGCAUGUACUGGUUCAGGUACCUGGCAUAUCACAUGGCCAAUGGCAAUCUCCGUGAGGUGAGGAUGGAGCUCUACUCUCUAAUGUUUUCACUGGACUGGGUAAAAGCCAAGGCACAGAUGAUGGGACCUGCCAGUCUCAUCAAUGACUAUGUGGAGUAUAAAGACAUUUUAGAUGAAGAGAACAGCACAGUGCGUGAUAAUUUUCAGGAGUUUUUAUCCCUGAAUGGUCACCACUUUGAACAAAGGCCUUUCCCUGAUGUUGUUCAGAUGGGCCUUGGCCAGCCAGACUCCUCAGAGGUGUAUCGUCAAGCAAGACUGAAGGCAGAGCAGGAGACGAAAAAAGGAGCUUUUUACCUGGAGUGGAUAAACAAAAGCAGUUUAGAGAGCUUGUCUCGUCUGAUUGUCCGGCCUCAUAAGGGAGCAGUUUACUAUGCCUGCUUUUCUCACAACUGGCAAAACAUAGCUUCCUGUGGAUCAGAUAAGACUUUGCAGGUUUUCAAAAGCCAGACUGGAGAGAAACUUCUUGAAGUUCAAGCUCAUGAUGAUGACGUGCUAUGCUGUGCAUUCUCUCCAGACGACAAGUUAAUAGCCACAUGUUCAGUGGACAAGAAAAUAAAGGUCUGGAAUUCACAAAAUGGAAAUUUACUCAGAACAUACGAUGAACAUUCUGAACAGGUGAAUCACUGCCAGUUUACCAAUACAAAUCGCAAAAUCUUGCUGGCAACGUGCUCAAAUGACAGCUUUAUUAAACUGUGGAACAUCAAUAGACCAGAAUCUCAAAACACGAUGUUUGGGCACGAGGGUCCUGUUAACCAUUGCUGUUUUUCACCCAAUGACCAAUACCUGGCCAGCUGUUCAAGCGAUGGUACUUUAAAGCUUUGGGAAGUACAUACAGCUAAUGAAUGGAAGUCGAUCGAUAUACUGGAUUUCUUCCCAAGCCUCACAGAUGAGCCCAAAGAGUCGGAGGUGGUAGUUAGGUGCAGUGCUUGGUCAUCAGAUGGUACCCGAGUUAUGGCUGCUGCAAAAAACAUGCUGUUUGUGUUUGACAUACAGAGUGCCACCUUGCUGUCAGAAAUUAAAACUGGUCGGCAUAGCACCAUUCAGUCCUGUGACUUCUGUCCCAGCAGUCAACUGGUAGCCGUAGCUCUGUCCCACUAUACUGUAGAGUUAUGGGACCUUGAGUCCAAUAAGAAAGUGGCUGAUUGUAGUGGACACCUGAGCUGGGUUCACUGUGUGAGGUUCUCUCCUGAUGGAUCAAUACUGCUCUCAUCCUCCGAUGACCAGACUGUCAGGCUUUGGGAGACCAAGAAAGUGCACCCAUCAUCUGCUGUGUCCUUGAAGCGUGACUCUGAUGUACUCUUCCACCACAAUGAAAUUAGUGUGAUAGUGCCUGACAACAGGAAACGUUUGCAGUUGAGAAAUGGAAAGACAGGGGAAGUGAUAUAUCAGUCUGAGGAACAGGAGUCCCGCAUUCGCUGCUGCUGUCUCAGUAAAGACCCUCAGGCUGCCGUCUUGGCACGAGAGGAUGGAACUGUAAAGGCAGGUGUGAUGUCCCCCAAGCAGGUACUAAAGAACAUUGGCUGGUGGACACUGCAACUUCUGACACUGCAGAAGAGCCUCUUAGCAGCACUAGGACUAGAGAAUGGCACAGUAAAGGUUUUGGAAAUGCCCAGUGGUAAUACCCUACGCACUUUAACAGGACACACAAAAACUGUCUUGUAUUGCCAGUUUACAGCUGAUGGACAGACACUUAUAACCUGCUCCGAAGAUACAACUGUUAGGGUAUGGGACUGGAAGUCUUUGAAAUGCAAGGUGCUGAAAGGACACAGUGAGCGGGUAAAGAGAUUCAGGCUGCUGGGCAGUUCAAGGCUCUUGUCCUGGUCCUUUGAUGGAACUGUUAAGGUCUGGGACAUCAUCACUGGUGAGAUGAUCCAGGACUUCUCCUGCCAUCAAGGGGCAGUUCUGUCUUGUGAUGUGUCACCUAACGGAGGUACAUUUUCAUCUGCUUCUGCAGACAAAAGUGCCAAGAUCUGGAGUUUUGACUCCACUAGCGCCCUUCACAUUCUGAACGGCCACAAAGACUGUGUUCGGAGCUGCCGCUUCUCCUGGGAUAACAAGUGCCUGGCUACUGGAGAUGACAACGGAGAAAUAAGGAUCUGGCAUGUGUUUGAUGGUUCUCUGCUCCAUAUUUGUGCAAGAGAAAAUAAGGACUCUAUGGAGUCCCUACAUGGUGGCUGGGUAACAGAUCUGCAUUUCUCCCCUGACAGCAAGAUGCUUGUUUCUACUGGAGGUUAUAUUAAGUGGUGGGAUGUGGAGAAGGGGGAAUCUCUGCAAACGUUUUAUACCACUGGAACGAAUCUAAAGGGAAUCCAUGUAUCCCCUGAUUUCAAGACUUUUGUAACCAUUGACAACAUUGGGGUUCUUUACAUCUUACGUACGGUGGGGUGAAACCCCUUGUAUGAGACCGCCAAUAUCCUUUCAGUGUGGUGACAAUCAUUCCAGGCUCUCCUGCUUUGUGAACCCGGCUACCAAAGGAUCCCUACAAAAUGAGAAUCUUUCAUAAGAAAUGCAAUUUGUAAUAUUCAAUUUGGUGUUCACAUUUUGAUAUGUUUAAUAUUCAAUAUUCUUCCUCUUAGCUACAACAUUAAUAAUUAUAGGUGAAUUUCUAUCUAUAUUAAUGGUAUCUAAUUAAGGUCCAUGUAUUACUACAAUGAGUGUUAUUUUGGGUCCUUGAGCAAUAAUGAAACUGUGAAAAGGGUGCUUUUUCUUCUAAUGUGAACAUAUGCAACGGUGUACAGAUAACAACGUAAGUUAUAAUUUUAUGGCACUUGAAAUAUGGAUAUGAAAUGUAAACUUUUAAUUAAAAGUGGUUGGGUUUAAUACAAAUAAAUAAAUGCAUUGAUUCAACACUGAUGUACUUUUGUUGUUAUGCCAAUACAUUAUUAAAAGCUCGAUUGCUAUACAUGGCUGCCAUUAUAUGUACUGAGGGUUGCUACUGUUGCUCAAAAAUGACUAUCCUUGACUGGUGAUGUGUAAAUUACAUGUGGAGGAAAAUUGUUAUUGGGUAAUAUAUAGGUUGGAUAUUUACUUUUUGUCAAUAACAAACUACCUUUUCUUUGGGUGAAUCCCAAGGGAGAAUACAUUCCCUUUUAAAGAUACAGUAAUCCGACUAUGGUGGGACCAGAGUAAGGACAGAUAUGUAAAGAUGAAUGAAUCCUGUUUUAAAUACCACUGUACACAGGUGCAACAAUUAUUAUAUUAACACGGAUAUUGUUUUGAGAUUCAGCUUUUAUUAGGGAGCUCCCCUAAAUCCCUUGUUUAGAAAGAUACUAAAGACAGUAUUAAUUCUUGUGGGUGUGUGCAUUCGUUGCUGAGUGACAGGCAGGAGAUAGAGAUGGAGGUUGAAGGUCAUACGCCUUGCAGGUGAACAGGAUUUAUUUACAUGUCAACACACUGAACAGCUCACGUGACACUACCAGCAAUGGUAGCGCACGGAGCACAUUCAACACAGUGUACUAAAGCUUUGGUAGGGUCUACAAUAUCGGAACUAAUCUAAACGGAUAAACAGUCAGGGCGGAUACGCGAUGGAUUACUGUACACAUAAGUUGUCUUUGUCCUAAACGGUUGACAAUCCAAUUUAAGAGUUGAAUUUACUGUUUACCUAUACAUCAAGUCAAACUACUGCCUUGUACCUGUACAUCAGUGUAUUACAUUUGUUAUGUGCUGGAGAGGAAAACAGAUAAAUAAUACAAAAUGUAAAGUUGUAUCAUAAAAUGUUUUGAACUGGAAAUUAAAACAUGCUUGCAAUAUAAGAGCAUUAACUGCUGUAAUGGCAUUGGUGGACCGUGUGUAGACUGUGUGUUUGAAAGUGUGCAUUAUGUAUGUAUGUAUCGCAUUAAUAAAUAUGUACAAGUUGGGAACAGCAGUUGAUUCUUUUGGGAACUGAAAGUAGGAUAGGAAUAACAAUAUUAAUUAAAGGAUUUCAACAGUAUCCUAAGCAGCUUGUUUCCACUGUCUGGUGCUACAGACUUUGGCUGCCCACGGGUAGCUGCCAGAAUCGAAAAGGCGUUUCCAGCAGUAACACAGUGUUUAGAACAAAGCAGUCCGAGCAAUGGAAGAUGAAAUUGAAAGAAUGUUAAUUGCUAUUUUCAUUAUGGCACUAUGUACGAUUUUAGACAACCUUUAGAUCUAAUUGAAUGAACCCUCCAAACAAGACGGACGGAAAGUGAAAUGUAAAAUAAUAAUACAUUGUAAAGGAAUGCUAUAAUAGCCUAUGCAGCUCCUGGCGGGAAUUAUUAUUAUUAUUGUUUUUGGCUAAAGUUGCAUACUUUUUGUAUAUCAAGUUCCACGUGCGUCAUCAUGUAAC